AUGUCAGCGUCAAAGACGAAACGACAUACAAACCCCAAAAUGGGAGCUCCAGAUUACAAGCUCCCUCCCCUAUGCAAAAUGGCAUACCCAAACAAGCCAUAUGAGCACAUGGUCUCACUGCUAUUCCGUCGACCGUUCAAAGGCACGAGACUAGACUGUGAGGACCCUGGCGAAGAAAGACUAAGGGAAAAUGAUAUCACCAGGAUGAACGCCCUGAAAAUCAUGGGCCGAAACGUUGAUACCAGGAGUAUUGAUGUUCUCAUCAUCCUCAUGCGAGCCCUGCGUACCUUCGACGCAGAGAUGGUGCAAGCCCAGUUAACGGCCGCAGAAAGCGCGCUGGUGGAAUCUUCGGAGCGAGAGGUGGGACGCAUAAUGGACCACGAUCUUCACCUAAAGUACACCAUCUUGAAGCCGUUGGUUGGUGGGGAUGUGCUCGCAAGGAAUUGCAUGAGUGGCAUUUCCUUCGAAACACUUGUCCAUCACCCGCAGCUGUCCCACAUCUUCAUCACGAGUCCACAAUUCAGCUUCUACUGCUGCUAUGCCCCGAGUCGGCCCCGAAGCGCCCCAGAUGCUCCUCUGACAGUGCGGCUGUUAGAUCCAUUGAUACAAAUCAAUGCUCUAAGACCUUGGGACGGGAGCAGCUCAUUGCAAGACUAUCUCAAUGAGCGGUUGCCCCUGGACAAAGUGUCACACGAAGAAAUCACAUACUACCCAUACGUAGGACGGCCCCCCUUCUUACGAAUUGAGUAUACUCUUGCUUUGACGGACAAACGGAACACUUUCCAGUCCAUGAGAACCGUCAGGCUCGAGGGCGAGACUAUGUGGGAAACCAGCAAGGACACUUUUGGCUGUGGCCGCCCCUCCACGCUGUAUGUCCUGUUCGCGAUUGUCCGUUGUGCCAGUGACUCCUGGAAUGAUGACAUACGCCUUUAUUAUAAGUCAGGAGGCGAGAUUGUCCCGUAUCUCCAGAUGGUGGAGUGUACCGCCAUAAACGAGUACCGGAAACGGCAGAAGCGAUGGCCUGUGGAAGAACCUGGGAAAUUCAUGCUCUUCUACUUCAGACUAGAAGCUGAUGAUGCUCUGGAAGCCGAAUCUAAGAUCAGGUCCAAAACCGUUUCCGAGCUGCCCAUGAAGGGGCUAGUUCCCCCUCGCAACCACAACCCCGAAGUUGACAUUGUGUACCUUGGACGCAAGACAUGCGUCUCCUCUAUCGCUGCAUUUCUGCGGAAGGAUAUUGAAAUCCAACGCGUAGCAAUCGAGGGCCAGUUGUCACAACCAUAUGACCGGUGUUGCACGUGGGAGGCUUCCGACACACUCGGCGUACAACGAGGUGAAGCGGCGAUCGGUGGCAUCACUGGACUACAGGCACUUCACGGAUAUGAUCCUGAUGUCCUUGAAGGCAAUACCUCCUGGCCGGGUUGCAAAGGGUUGAAAGAUCUCUUUAUCAUUAUGGAUCGAUGGAUUUGGCGGGACGAAACCCAAUCUAUCGGCUUAUCCUCCAAAUUAUAUGACGCUUCUACUCACCAACAGAGAGAGUGGAAAGUAAAUGUGACAAGAGAGCUUGCCCGCAUGGAAUCUGAUAACGGUGGCCUGGGCAGCGUCGGCCAGAAUAAGUGGACCGGUGCAUGCAAGCCAACCAUCCAGAUGAUGAGCCUUUACCCGUUUGCACAUUGUGGAAAGAAGACUAUGACCUUCAACGCGGAUCGAACUGACCCGUACAUCAAGGACAUGGCUCGCUCCAUCUAUUGUACCGCCUGGGACACGUCCACUGCAGAUGUCAGCGUAGAGGUGGAAUUUGACCAGAGAUAUCCCACUGAUCGGGCCACUUGCUGGGAAUUGGGCUCCUUGGAGGAGUAUGAAAUUACGAUCCACGGAUCCCCAGAUCAGAUUGAGAGGGCAGAGGAACUCAUUGAGGCAGGGAUUGUGAAUAUUCUGGUGCCGUACAUGGAAAUCCGAGAGUAA
Hyaloscypha bicolor E is the source of this 1962-nucleotide messenger RNA. RefSeq lists its product as uncharacterized. The record is from RefSeq and is a predicted model, not a curated record. The transcript is spliced from 2 exons. NCBI's taxonomy places the organism in Eukaryota, Fungi, Ascomycota, Leotiomycetes, Helotiales, Hyaloscyphaceae. Bases 1 to 1962 code for a protein of 653 amino acids.